AUGAAGUUCUCACCGGCACUGAGAUGGGCAUUGGCCGCGGCCAUUUCUACCCAGAGCGCCACGGCGUUUGAGUACCCGGACUGCACCGAGGGACCUCUGGCGAACAAUACGGUGUGCGAUGUGACCGCUUCACCAGCCGACCGGGCUGCUGCCCUGGUCAAGGCGUUGAAGAUCGAGGAGAAGCUCCAAAACCUCGUCGACAUGAGCAAGGGCGCUGAGAGGCUUGGCCUCCCGGCAUACGCCUGGUGGAGUGAAGCGCUUCAUGGUAUCGCGUGGUCCCCUGGAGUAUCCUUCAGCUUCGGAGGGGGGGAUUACUCCUCGGCGACCUCUUUUGCCAACAUCAUCACCCUCUCAGCGGCAUUUGACGACGAUCUAGUACACCAGGUUGCGACGGUGAUCAGCACAGAGGGCCGGGCUUUCGCCAAUGCCGGACACGCUGGUCUGGACUUUUGGACGCCCAACAUCAACCCGUUCAAGGACCCUAGAUGGGGUCGCGGCCAUGAGACGCCUGGUGAGGACCCUGUCCGCAUCAAAGGAUACGUCAAGGCGUUGCUGUCUGGCCUAGAGGGCGACGACAAGUCGGUACGGAGGGUGGUUGCAACGUGCAAGCACUUCGCGGCGUACGACUUGGAGGGCUGGGGCAGCGUCACGCGCCACGACUUCGACGCCUUGGUCUCGACGCAAGACCUGGCGGAGUACUACCUCCCGCCCUUCCAGCAGUGCGCCCGUGACUCGAACGUCGGCUCGAUCAUGUGUGCGUAUAACAGGAUCAACGGCGUCCCCGCGUGCGCCAACACGUACCUGAUGGACGACAUUCUCCGUAAGCACUGGAACUGGACUGAGCACAACAACUACAUCACGAGCGACUGCCAAGCGAUCCGGGACUUCCUGCCCGGUUACCACAACACCACGCAGACCGACGCCGAGGCGGCCGCGUUGGCUUACAACUCGGGCACCGACACGGUCUGUGAGGUCCAGGGGUACCCCCCUUACACGGACGUGGUGGGGGCGUACAACGAGACGCUGUUGUCAGAGGAUACCAUCGACACGGCUCUGAAGCGCCUGUACGAAGGUCUCGUCCGUGUUGGAUACUUUGACCCAGAGGAUGGCAGCCCAUACCGGUCGCUCGGGUGGGCCGAUGUCAACACCCCGGAGUCGCAGGCUCUGGCGCUGCAGUCGGCCGCGGACGGCCUGGUGCUGCUCAAGAACGACGGAACUCUCCCGCUCCUGGAUCUGGAGGGCAAGACAGUAGCUAUCAUCGGCAACUGGGCCAACUCCACGAACAGCAUUCUUGGCGGCUACAGCGGCACUCCGCCGUACAUCCACAACCCCAUCUAUGCGGCCAAGCAGCUGAACCUGACCUACAAAUACGCCGAUGGCCCGUUGGCGGAAACUGCCGAUGAUGAAGACACUUGGACGGAAGACGCGCUCGCAGCGGCUGACGAGGCCGACGUGAUCCUGUACUUUGGCGGCACCGACACGAGCAUUGCGGCUGAAAGCCUCGACCGUGAGUCCAUCGCGUGGCCGGCUGCGCAGCUCACCCUUCUCGAAACCUUGGCUGGCCUUGGUAAGCCCCUCGUGGUGACCCAGCUCGGCGACCAGGUUGACGACACGCCGCUGCUUUCCAACGCCAAUGUCUCUGCGAUCCUCUUUGCCGGCUACCCGGGCCAGUCUGGUGGUACAGCUGUGCUUGACGCUAUCACCGGUCGCGCCGCGCCUGCUGGCCGUUUGCCUGUCACGCAGUACGUGGCCGCAUACGUCGAGCAAGUUCCCAUGACCGACAUGACGCUCCGACCUGCCAACCCUCUGCCUGAGGGCGACAACAACAACAACCAAGCCCGUAGCGCCUCCAACCCGGGCCGCACCUACCGCUGGCUGCCCAAGGAUCACGCCGCGCUUCCGUUCGGCCACGGCCUGCACUACACCACCUUCAACCCGGUCUUUGGCGAUAUUGACCCAGCUAGCUUCACCACCGCCGACCUCGCGGCCGGCUGUGACGCGGCACACACGGACCUCUGCCCCUUCCCCGUGCAGUUCCCCAUCUCGGUCGAGAACACCGGGGACAGCGUCACAUCCGACUACGUGGCUCUCGUCUUCGCCCGCGGCUCGUACGGCCCAGAGCCGUACCCGCGCAAGACUCUGGUCGGAUACACCCGUAUCCGGGGCAUCAAGGCUGGGGAGACUGGCGUCGGGACUGUGGAGGUGCAGAUUGGUGAUAUUGCCAGGGUGGAUGAGAAAGGCAACCGGGUGUUGUAUCCUGGCUCGUACGAGUUUGUGCUGGAUGUGCUGAACGAGACUAACGAUGACGGCGAAGUUGGUGAGGGGAGGUCGGUCACGUUUGAGGUGACUGGGGAUGAGGUUGUGUUGGACGAGUUCCCGCAGCCGCCGGAAAAGAAGUAG
Dichotomopilus funicola is the source of this 2400-nucleotide messenger RNA. RefSeq names its product putative exo-1,4-beta-xylosidase bxlB. Lineage: Eukaryota; Fungi; Ascomycota; Sordariomycetes; Sordariales; Chaetomiaceae. Gene Ontology annotation, molecular function: xylan 1,4-beta-xylosidase activity; alpha-L-arabinofuranosidase activity. The transcript is spliced from 3 exons. Gene Ontology annotation, biological process: arabinan catabolic process; xylan catabolic process. Gene Ontology annotation, cellular component: plant-type cell wall. The record is from RefSeq and is a predicted model, not a curated record. Bases 1 to 2400 code for a protein of 799 amino acids.